AAAGGAAUGAACUCGACUCUUCGUGCGUAAUGGCUCUGUGUCCGCCGCCAUUGGAGGUUGCCGCGCCACCGCUCACCGGGAUGAGGUAUGCUAGGCAUGAGCUCGAGGCGCUCAGGGUCGCGCCGUCGCCGGAGGCGCAGGCGCUGCGGUGGGCCGAGGUGUACGCCGCUCUCGCCGCCGCCGGCUUCUCCGGGGAGUACGACGGGCUCCUCGCCGGCGACGAGCCGGUGAAUAGGCGGGGGAGGAAGUCUUCUGGGGGCGGCAGGAAGAGGCACGAAACGGCGGUUCCACAGUUCACAGAGGUGGAAGAGAUGGGUGCGUGGAGGAAUGGGGAUUUGGGAGUCCAUCAAGCGACUGGAGAGCCGUUUGAUCAGUGUGAAGGUUUGGAGUAUGAAGAUGAUAGCGAUGAUGAUUAUGAUGGCAUUCUGAAGCCUGCAUUUGCCGUUGAUGGGGAUCCUGAUUUCGAGUCUGGCGAGCCGCUUGAUGGUUUCGAGUAUCUUCGGCGUGUCAGGUGGGAAGCCAACCAAAUUCCUAGAGUGAAGGUAGCCAAGAUAGAUUUAGGUGCAGCCAGAAAUGAGCAGACACCUUACAUGCCAGAAAUUCCUGACAUACCAAAUUGCUCACCUGAUUUGUGUGCAUCAAAGGAAUGGGAGGACACAUUUAUUGCGUAUUUUUCAGAGACAAAGCUGGCGUUCUCCGAGCUUGACAACUCUGAUGGGCCAUCUGUGUCUGGAGCGCUGAAGAACUUUUCUAAACUUGCCAGCAGCUCUGAGCCGCAAACUGAACCGACACUGACGGCACUUCGCAACAUGGAUGCAGUUUCAAGAGCUGCAACACUGCGGAACUACAUUGAUAUGAUCCAAAACCUGGAUACACUUUCCAGGAAUAACUGCCUGUGGUUAUUCGCAUUCUGCGUUGCUGUUGAGCCCCCCUUGGAUGCAGAGACAUGUGCCUCAUUGAGGUCGCUGCUGCGCAAGUGCACAACCAUCCUUGCCACCAAGUCGGAGAUGGACGAUGAAGUCGUCAUGUUGAACAUACUCAUCGUGAUCUCAGGAAGGUACUUUGGGCAGCAUGGGAAAUAGAUAUAACUAGGAUAUGUAAUUGCACCUGCAUCAGAGUUUCCGGUCAGAACCAACUAACAAAAAUUGUAAGCAAGCACUCCAUGGACCGUGGUGAAGCCGCAUGUCUCAUAGUGAACAUUUUUUUGUUAGUAUCGUCGAGGCACGACUUGCGUUUUGUGAAAACAGCUUGCAAUGGCUGAGAGUGCCAGAGUAUAUGUAAAACCUUUGGUUGUUUGUGCUGCGCCUCCAUUAUGGCUAAACCUUAGAUGUACAUUCAAACCCACUACUAAAUGUAUGUAUCCCUAGUCAUGAGUCUCA
Molecule: messenger RNA, 1379 nt
Organism: Brachypodium distachyon (stiff brome)
Lineage: Eukaryota; Viridiplantae; Streptophyta; Magnoliopsida; Poales; Poaceae
Product: gem-associated protein 2
Exons: 4
Coding region: 30-1082 (350 amino acids)
Biological process (GO): spliceosomal snRNP assembly
Cellular component (GO): SMN complex; nucleus
Source: RefSeq, a predicted model, not a curated record